Molecule: messenger RNA, 2936 nt
Organism: Ipomoea nil (Japanese morning glory)
Lineage: Eukaryota; Viridiplantae; Streptophyta; Magnoliopsida; Solanales; Convolvulaceae
Product: cation/H(+) antiporter 15-like
Exons: 3
Coding region: 244-2850 (868 amino acids)
Biological process (GO): proton transmembrane transport; regulation of pH
Cellular component (GO): membrane; endomembrane system
Molecular function (GO): antiporter activity
Source: RefSeq, a predicted model, not a curated record
AAUCUUCUCUUCAUUCAAUUGUUUCAUCUUCAUCACAAUAUCUCAUAUCACAUCAUCUAUCCAUCUGUAAGGGCAAGACAAUGUGGUGAGGGCGGAUUAUCGAUCAGGCUGCGGUGGUGCAGCCACGGAUCGGAAGAUUAAUUCCGGCGCGGCUAUCCAGGGUGGUUCCAUUGCCCUGGUAGUUGUGCAAGGGUAAGGCAUAACCUGUAUCGUUGCACAUAUUGCCUGUUGCAGCCGGAAAAAAUGGCAGCUCCGCCACCGCCUAGCACUGGACCGGAAGUGGAUUUAGAUAGAUUGGGGCAAGUGGUUAUGUGUUUUUCCCAGACGAUAUACCGUUCUAAUGGCGUUUGGGAAGGGCCGGAUCCACUGGCGCCCAUGAUCCCUCUCUUCAUCUUGCAAAUCAUGACAGCCAUCCUCAGUUCUCGGAUCCUCAAUUUCGUCCUCAAGCCCUUCAAUCAACCUCCUCUGGUGGCUGAAAUUCUUAGUGGUAUAAUUUUGGGGCCGAGUAUGCUUGGAAACAUUGAAGAAUUCAGAAAACAUAAUUUCCCCAACCACAAUUUUGAAACAAUAGAGACGAUGGGGCAUUUCGCCCUGGUUCUCUACGCCUUCCUCACCGGCCUCCAAAUGGACGUAAAAGCAAUUGUGCAUACCGGAACCAAAUCCAGGAUCGUCGCUGUUUCCGGAUCGAUCUUCCCUUUCCUCAUCGGAGCCGGAUUCUACUUCACCUUGCAAACAGAUACUCAAUCUAUGAUCGGCUUCAUAUUCUGCGGCAGCGCCCUCACCGUCACGGGCUUCUCCACUCUAGCCAAAAUUCUGGAUUCCAAGAGGCUUCUCAACACCGAGAUCGGCAAAAUAGCGGCGUCUUCAGCCCUCAUCAACGUCGCAUUAUCCUGGGUUUUACUAACCAUAGGACUCCUCUUCACAGGGAGCUUAGAUAACGUCCAGUGGGCGGUGCUUUGCACGGUGGGCUUUGUGGUUGUAUGCGUCAAUUAUGUCCGCCCAUUACUCAAUUGGCUAAUCUCCAAAACGCCGGAGGGACAAGGAUUCAGCGAGUUCUACAUAUGCUCCUUCAUUGCCGUCAUAUGCGCCUUCGGUUGCUUCACGGAUGCAAUGGGUUCACAUCCAAUGAUCGGAGCUUUCAUUUUCGGGCUUAUUAUGCCUAAUAACGAGCUUCUUAGAACAGCAAUCUUGGACAGGCUGGAGGAUUUCGUGAUGGGGAUCUUGAUGCCGGUGUUCUUCCUUGUGUGUGGGCUUAGAACCAACAUUUUUACCAUUACAGAUGGUGAUACCAGCAUUUUCACAGCCUUAGCGCUCAUCCUGCUCGCCUGUUCAGCCAAGAUCAUCGCCGCUCUCGUUGCGUCUUGUUACACCGGCAUGUCCACCAACGAGGCAAUUGGGCUGGGUGUUCUUACCAACACCAAAAGCACCAUGGUUAUGAUCAUUCUUGAAGUUGGUCAAGUGCAACAGGUUUUGAGUGUUCAACAAUACAGCAUGAUGGUAGUUGCAUGCUUGAUCAUGACAAUAGUGGCCACUCCCCUUGCCGCUAGGUAUUGUCCCAAACAAGAUUUGGAGCCUUAUAAACGAAGGACCAUACAAAAUGCUAAACCCGGAGAAGAGCUUAGAAUCCUAGCAUGCAUCCAUGGCACCAACAAUCUUCCUGCCAUUAUAAGCCUCCUGGAAACCUCCAACUCCACCGUAACAUCCCCCAUCACUGCGUUUGGCGUCCAGCUUUUGGAGUUGGUGGGCCGCGCUCCUGCCAUGAUGGUGGUCCACAGCUCCGGCUCCGGCAGACACGUCGGAGGCUCACACGAAGAGGUGCAGACCAGCCAAAUCAUCAGCACGUUCGACAACUACGAGCUUCGUUCCCAUGGGGUUACCGCUCAAGUCUUGACAGCCAGGUGGUCUUAUGACACCAUGGCGGAAGACAUAUGUAAAAUGGCUAAAGAAAAGCGGGCGGCGUUUCUCGUCCUUCCUUUCCAUAAGCAACAAGGCACCGACGGAGAAAUGGAGGAUACGAACCCGGCGAUUCAGACCGUUAAUGAGGGCGUUCUCUUGAGCGCCCCUUGCUCUGUCGGAAUCCUCGUUGAACGUGGACGGCCUAAUCAAUAUGCCAAGAACAUCGCCGUGCUGUACCUGGGAGGCCCCGACGACAGGGAGGCGUUGACCUAUGCGAGGAGGAUGUCAGGUCUCCCCGGCGUCCAUCUUACCGUCAUCAGGUUUGUUCCGGCGAAAGAUGUUUCCGCAGACGGCGCCGUCGAGGAUCCCGACCUGGAACUAGAACUCACCCGGGAAACCAGUUUCGUGACGGUAAGCAUCGACCCCGCGAGAGACAAGGAGGAGGACGAAGAGCUCCUCAACAACUUCAGAACAGAAACCGCGGAGGACGAUUCAAAGACGUUCAUGGAAUUGGUGUUGGACGACGAGGAAGAGUUCACGAAAGCCGUGAAGUCUCUGGACGACCGGAGCUUCGAUCUGUACGUGGCGGGUCGGGGGCGAGGAGUGUCGUCGGCGUUGACGUCCGGGCUGGCGGAUUGGUGUGAGUGCCCGGAGUUGGGGGCGGUGGGAGAUCUGCUGGUAACGUCGGAAUUCGAGUCGUCGUUCUCGGUGCUGGUGGUGCAACAGUAUGUGAGGACGAACAAGGGCGGCGCCGGUGGCGGGUCCUCCUCCGCCUCCUCCACUGGGGCCGGGGGAUCGGCGGCAGAAUCAAUGAGCCAGAGAAUGGAUGCGGAUAUGCAGAUGGAUAUGGGGUUCCGGAUGUCGUAUAGUGAUGAACCCGACGCCGCAUAUGAUUCUCCCACUUCCAGCAUUAGCAGGAAGCAGCAACAGCAGGAUCAUUAUAUUAUGGUGUGAUCUUCCCAGGGAAUAUUAUAAAUCAUCCAAUUUAAAUUAAAACUUUCUUCAAUUUUCAAAACAUAUAAUCUAAUUCAGUUCCUAUA